Molecule: messenger RNA, 799 nt
Organism: Heterobasidion irregulare TC 32-1
Lineage: Eukaryota; Fungi; Basidiomycota; Agaricomycetes; Russulales; Bondarzewiaceae
Exons: 6
Coding region: 46-714 (222 amino acids)
Source: RefSeq, a predicted model, not a curated record
GGCCUCCCUCCCAUUUUCAAUCCUUCAUCCUCCGCAAAAAGCAGCAUGGCCUCGCGCAUCAGUCGCCGCACUUUCGCUACCGCAUUGCGUUCGGCAUCGCGUCCAGCAUUUCAGCAGUCUGGGCAUGCCGCCGCUCGCCGGGGAAUGUCCAGCUCUGGUGCGCACGAGCACGGCAGCUCAAGCAGUGACACUCCUUGGAUGAUCGCUUCGGGCGUUGUAUUCAUUCCUACGAUACUGUACCUCCUGUCGCCGUAUUCCAAGGCGGCGCCUCAUCAAGCGCAUGCUGCAUCAGGUCAUGGUGAACCGCACACUCCCGACGAGACUGUCGUCUCGCAAAAGGCGGAGUCAGAGCCAGAGCCCGCGCCAGAGGCAGCCUCGGGAGAGGUUGUGAAAGACGAUGAGGGCACCGCCGUCCCCGUCGAAGAAAUCAAAGAGUCUAUCGUGCGCGCUGUUACCGACGACUCUCCCAAGGAAGCCAUUCAAGCGGAGGCGACGGGAUCUGUCCCCGCCGAGUCUUCCACCCCGUACGAUAAUGGCGCACCUGGGCAGACGUCUGACGCGGAGAGCGAAUGGGAGCAGGUUGACAAGUCUGAGGGGGGUGCGAAGACGGGGACAGUGCAGGGUGAGGGUGCAUCGGGCCCGACGGACUUGGGGGACGCCAGGGAGAAGAGCAAACAGGGUCAGCAACCUAAGCAGGCGGCAGAAGACCAUUAAGCACACUGCCCAGUAUGAUUCUGUUUGAGUGUACUGUCGUUCGGAAAUAUUCACCAAUGCAUGUCUCUGUUGCGUCUUGUGCUGC